AUGUCGAGGUGGGAACAAUCAGCGGGUAUCACAGUGCCAUCCAGAGCCUUUACAAGGACCAAGAGCGUGGCCCAUGGGCUUCAAACUGGUGAAAAAGUGUACCGAGGAAAGCGUCCGAUGACGUUUGAUGUUUUCGAGUCGCUGUGCGUAAAGAGCAUGGCACUCAACGAUGGUGGCUACGCGCAUUUGUUCCUGGAUCGCUUUGGAAAGUCACUUGCUGCGUUGGUUUGCGGGGGCAACUCAAAAGCAAAGAAGGACAUUGGGACUCACUCCAUUCGGAAGGGUGCUGCUACGUUUGUGUCAUCGGGCAGCACCGGGGGUCCGUCAAUUAUCAGUGUGUGCCUUCGGUUUGGCUGGGCCCUCAGAAAUGUCAUGGAGAGGUACUUUCGGUAUGAGGCAGCUGGUGACCAGUUCACUGGUCGGUGUGUGGCUGGACUAUCAUUGAACAGCGCUGAUUUUGCUGUCCUGCCUCCACAUUUUUCGGGUGGUAACGACUUAGUGGUUGGCCAGGCUGUCCAGAUUAUGUUUCCGUCCCUUUGCUCCGAAAUCCACCUGGUUCCAAUUUUACAGCUCAUUUUGGCGAGUUUGGUGUAUCACCGAAAUUUUUUGAUUGGGUCCUUGCCUCCUCACCAUGCCUUGCUGUCCACAUCGCUGUUUACGAAUCCAGACCUGUUUGCCAAGUCGUCUAUUGCCAGUGCCUUGUCGUCCAUCCAACAGUCAAAUUGCGCCAUGUCCCCCGCACAACAAUUGCAAAUUGAUUCGCAGCCUCUGGUGUAUGAGCCAUUUCACUGGGGUGGCAAAUUCCACAAGCUACCCCAGAAUUUUGUGUUUCCUAGUGUCGAUGCUGCAACAGCAUGGAAAUUAUGGUGGCGUGGAAAUAUUCGCGAAAAAGUCUUGCCGUAUCGAAAGAUUGAUACCCAAGAUUUGGCCACCCGAGCUGCGAGAAACAUGUUUUACGAGUGGAAAUUUGUCCUGGAGAAACUAACGGACCAUUUUGUGUCAGUAUCAGGUCGUAACAUGGCCCUCAACCCCUCGGAGCAAGAGGUCUCCACGUCGUUCGACACGGCGCGAGGCCUUUUCGACCAAUUCUGCGGUGAAACAUCAGCGAAACGUGUGCGGCGUGACGGGCAGCUCAAGAUCACGACUCUUGUCCGUCUUCUCCGCCAACUCGAGCCUUCCAAGACGCCUCGGGUCUUCAAGAAGCGUAAACGCUCGGAGCAGCGAGCAGGUAGCCAGUCGACGACCAUGCUCUGA
Molecule: messenger RNA, 1254 nt
Organism: Aphanomyces astaci
Lineage: Eukaryota; Oomycota; Saprolegniomycetes; Saprolegniales; Verrucalvaceae
Exons: 4
Coding region: 1-1254 (417 amino acids)
Source: RefSeq, a predicted model, not a curated record